Messenger RNA from Ictalurus punctatus (channel catfish), 3248 nucleotides. RefSeq names its product RING finger protein 145. Gene Ontology annotation, cellular component: endomembrane system; endoplasmic reticulum. The transcript has 10 exons. Gene Ontology annotation, molecular function: zinc ion binding; ubiquitin protein ligase activity. NCBI's taxonomy places the organism in Eukaryota, Metazoa, Chordata, Actinopteri, Siluriformes, Ictaluridae. The coding region runs from base 484 to 2595 and encodes 703 amino acids. The record is from RefSeq and is a predicted model, not a curated record.
CUCGUUUCCCUUUUCACCGGAAGAAGUCGCGUUGACGUGUCAGAGCUGCUGUGGAUGUUCAUACGUUAGCGACCUGAUAUUGUUUAAAAUAAAUAAAUAAAUAAAUAAAUAAAUAAAUAAAAAUUUAAUAAUAAUAAAAAAAUUUGUGCGUAAGUUGCAGUCUGGCUAGCUAGCAUGCUGCUUUAAAGGAAAUGUAACUAACUUAACGAUUUCUGUGUGCGAGAGCAGGCCAUGGCCACUCCUGAAACGCCGUGGCUGUAGUGUAGAGACUGAAGGCUUUCAGCGUUGUUCCGUCACGCCUGCACUAAAUGUCUUAUUUUGAAUCAUUCUUAACGCUUUUAAAAAGAACCGACACUGCCAACCAUUAGUGUGAAACAAGCGACCAUUAGCUGGACUUGUUCAGAAAUCUAGUGAGAACGAAAGCAACUGAAAUGCACCAGGGUCGCUGAAUUAGCGUGAAAUAAACACUAGUCAGCUGACUGGAUGAAGCUUUUCGACGGCAUCUCUGCACAGAGUCGUUGCUGUGGACGGGUGACGCAGAGUCCGUCGUUAAAUUACCUCGACACAAUGCUGCGACUAGAGGACGUGGCUAAUGUGUUGCUCAGGGUGCCCAGUCUCUUAGUGCUGGACUUGCUCUACAAAUGCAACAUCGAGAGCUUCACCCAUCAUCUCAGGGCGAGCAGCGAGGACAUGCUCUUCAAAUACAAAUACGUCGUCUGGAACAUUUACUACUUAGGUCACUUUGUGAGCACAGUGGUGUUGUUAUUGCCUCUGGGACACGUUGUUCAAAUUUACCUGCAUGUUCUCACUGCUCUUCUGCUCUACAUGGGACAUCAGAUGUCCAGGGAAUAUGUCGUGGGGGAGAGUCAAUACGGGUAUGACGGAGCACUCUUCCUGCAUCCACCAGCCUUGAACCGAUUUGUGAGGGCACUUACAUGUCAGAUUAUUGUUGCCACUCUGUGUGCCUUCCUCAUGCGCACUCGCCGUGUAUGGCUGUUCUCGGCACACUUGAUCCCACUGAUUGGACGGGUGUGUUUAGUUUCUCAAGACAAUGCCCUGAUGCUCACUACUGUUUCCAUGGGGAUAACUGCGGCUGAGGUUGCCAUCUUCCUCCUCAUGAAUCUGUUUGUCCCAUAUAGAUUGGCCAGGGCCACAUACUGGCAAAUAACACAAACAGAGGUGACGGAUUUGUACCGGUUGUUAGCGGUCAGCAUGACACUCUGGCAUAGCUUUGCUGUGCCUAUGUUAUUCAGUGCAUUCUGGUUUGUACUGUUUGGAGUUCAGGUUGUCUCUAAUUUUGGCAGCUCCACUGCCAUACAAGAGGGGCUGCUGCUCUACCUCCUCACCAGUGUGUCUGAGUGCUGUGCUAGUCCUUACUCUCUGCUGGGUUUGACAUUUAUGGUUUCUUAUUUGGCACUGGGCCUCCUGAAUCUCUGCAAGUUCUGCCUUGGAGGAUUCACAGCGCUGCAGAACCACAAUGUCAUGCACAGGGGUGUGACAGAGGGUGUGACUCUGUUGUUGUUGGGCCUACAGACUGGCUUGUUGGACUUGCCAGCCCUGCAACGCUGCUUCCUCCUCUUUAUCAUACUCUUUAUCAUCCUCACUUCCACACUGCAGAGCAUGAGUGAGAUAACUGAGCCCAUUGUGCUAGGACUUGGGGCCAGUAGGAACAGGUGUGUGUGGAAGCAUGUGCGGGGGCUGGGCAUGUGUGUAUUCCUGCUGCUUUUUCCUGGAUUCAUGGCCUUUAAGUUAUCCCAGUUCUUCCACAUGGAUUUCUGGCUUCUCAUCCUGGUUUCCAGCUGUAUGCUUACAUCACUGCAGGUGACCGGGACCCUAUUAAUCUACUGCUUGUUCAUGGUGGAGGUGUGGCGUGGUGCUGCUCUGCCCAGCCUUGACGAGGUGGUGUAUUAUGUGAACGCUGUGUGUCGGGCAUUGGAGUUUGCUGUGGCACUGUGUGUGGUUGCAUACGGGGCAUGGGAGUCACUGUGGGGUGAGUGGAGCUGGAUAGGGGCAUCAGUUAUCAUCAUCCACUCCUACUGCAACGUGUGGCUUCGUGCCCAGGCUGGAUGGAAGAGCUUCUUGCUUCGGCAGGAAGCCGCACGCAAGAUCAACUCGCUCCCACGGGCGAGUGCUGAACAGCUGCAGGAACACAGUGAUGUCUGUGCCAUCUGUUUUCAGGAUAUGACAUCUGCUGUGAUAACCUACUGUGGUCAUUAUUUCCAUGGAAACUGUCUUAGAAAGUGGCUAUAUGUUCAGGAAACCUGUCCCAUGUGCCACACUCCCAUCAAACCAUCUACAUCCAACCCAAACCCUGCUGCGGGUGAUGCCCAAUCAAACCCACCACAGACCCAACCCCACCCACCUCAGCAAGAGCCAGCUACUGAACACACUGACACUCACCAAGCGGAGCAGGGCCCAGUGGAAGACGUAGUCCAUUCACCAGAUAAGACGUCUGAGUCUGAGCCACCACCCAGAACAAAGGGUCUACAAAAUCUGAACUGUAGUGCCAGUGGAGACACUUCUGGUCCUGGCUGCUCAUUAGAAGGAAAUCCCUGCAAUGAGAGAAACUGGGAAUCUGAGCAGAGGACUAACUAGCCCAGAGAGGCCAAUUCAGCUAUGUACUCAGACAGAGAACCAUGACUAUGCCACUCUUUCAGUGCUAGCUAUUGAGCCAAUAGAAAAGAAGGAAAAGUGGAUCAUUAAAAGACAAUAGAGAGCCAGUAGUUCACUCCCUCUCUGAACUCCCAGUAACAAAGACUACAAGCCAGUUCUCUGGUGGAACGGAGCUUCUUCUAAUCCUCUUAACCAUGUGCUGGUAUCUUCUCAUCACAGCAAUUCUUCAAGCAAUACAAAAUAAUGUUUGACUACAUUUCUCUUGAAAUGUUUAAAAUGCAUUGGUUGUUGUGAGGAUGUUUGUCCCUUUAAUGAAGUGUAAUAGUGAAGGUGGGAUUAUUUUGCUGUCUCUUUUUUUUUUUUUUGAAGCAAUGUAAAAUGAUUGGAUAAUUCAAUUUAAUCUGCUUUGAAGAAAUUCUUUAAAAAUAUGUCCUAUUUCAAUACUGUCGCGUAUCAUCCGUAUGUUGCACACAAAUAUGCAGGUGAAGAGGUAAGCUCUCAGCCGAGCACAUAAGUACCCGACAAUGCCUCAUCAUUCGGUUCUGUUUCAUGCAACCAUCAUUUUCACUGUCAUUUUGUCCACAGCAUCCUGAAAUCAAGUAUAGUUUUCUGUUUAUUAAAUAACUAUUGCAACA